UGCAAUUAGUCCGACAUUUUGUCAACACACCAAUUUUCCUGUUUCUCUUAGAAGCAAACUCGAUAAAAGUCAGAGGAUUACACUCUCGCGUCAAAUAGUUGUAUUUCAUAUAAGCGGUGUCGCAGUUUACGUUUCUGCUAAACAAGUGAACAGGAAAUAAAUAAUGAAAUUCAGAUUUAGGCGAACGUUUUUAUUUUCGUGUUAUUUGUGUAUACUGUUUUACAUUUGUUUUGAGACGGAUUUUCAUUUAUAUUUAAGUGGAAUAUUAAUGACUGAUGAUAUAAACCGAAGUCAUCGCGCCAAGCUUAAAAACCUUUCUGAAAUCUACGUAAACAAUUUCAGAAAAAGUACUGAAACUCCUAGAAUCGCCACGAAUCUGGUGUUCGACAGCGACAACGUGACAAGCACAUGUGCACGUGUUAUUACGUGCCCAAUACAAUCCGCAAGCUCGGGAACUUGGAUAGAGGUGGGCUCGGAUAACAACAUGUUCAUUUUCUCUGCAUUUUACGUUGAAAAGGAUAAACACGUCAUUAUAGUUGGGGCCAAGGAACGCGGAAUAACUCGUGCCACGUGUCAACAUUGGCACGUGUCAACAGAUGGCCAAAUGGUCAUGGAAGAGAGUCCCCUGAGCAUAAAGAAAUCUCUCGCUGAAGGUCACGGGAAACAAUAUGCUUCGUAUCUGUUCAAAUGUUCGCCUCCAGGCGGCAAAAUGCCACGAUUUGUGUCCGUUGUGAAAAGUAACUGUACAGUGCCUCCCAAAAUUCUUCUUGUCAAACCCACGCGACCUGCUGGUUCGUACGGCAGGCAAUUCACAGUCUGCCUGAUGCCUUUGAACCUCAAUUACAGUCGUGCCUAUGAACUUGUGGAAUGGAUUGAACUCAACAGACUUCUCGGGGCUGACAAGUUCAUGAUUUACAAUGAGUCAUCAGCUCCAAAUGUAAACAAAGUUUUAAACUAUUACGCAAAACGGGACAUCGUCGAUGUAAUACAAUGGCCAAUACCUUUAGAUAAUAGGGAAAUACAUUACUUUGGGCAAGUUGCAAUGCUGCAAGAUUGCCUCUAUAGAAAUAAAGAAGAAUCAGAAUUCAUUGUCAACGAAGAUCUGGACGAAUUUAUUAUCCCGCGUCCCCUUCUUUUGAAGACGUGGCAUGACUUUGUUAAAAACAAAAGUGAAGACAUAGCAGGAUAUAUUUUUCGGUGCACAUUUUUCAGGAAAGAAUGGGUAGAUACAGAAAUUGAUUUCAGUGAAAAGAGAAUAGCAGAAAAAUACAAAUUAAUAACUCUUCUAAGAUUUGGUCACGAAACUAAACUAUGGAACUAUAAGGCGCGUUCCAAAUACUUCGCUCGGACCUCUACCGUGGAAUCGCUGAUGAUUCAUGAAGUUCCGAGUGUGAAAACUGAAAACGUCCACCAGAGCAUAGCAAUGAUCCACCACUAUAGAAACUGGUCCAACUUUAAACCACAGGAGAAAGUACACGAUGACAUAGUGUUGCAGAAAUACGGAAAACAACUGCUGAAGAAUGUCGCCGCUACUUGGGACAAUCUUCCCGGGGUGGCAUUAGAUAAUUAAGAGAACACAUACAUGAUUUGACCCCUUUACAAAAUAAAUUACUUAACUUAUAAA
Messenger RNA from Mya arenaria, 1624 nucleotides. RefSeq lists its product as uncharacterized. Bases 164 to 1570 code for a protein of 468 amino acids. Lineage: Eukaryota; Metazoa; Mollusca; Bivalvia; Myida; Myidae. The record is from RefSeq and is a predicted model, not a curated record. The transcript is spliced from 2 exons.